Molecule: messenger RNA, 846 nt
Organism: Neurospora crassa OR74A
Lineage: Eukaryota; Fungi; Ascomycota; Sordariomycetes; Sordariales; Sordariaceae
Exons: 2
Coding region: 1-846 (281 amino acids)
Source: RefSeq, a predicted model, not a curated record
AUGUCCUUCAACGCCACCUUCGACUGGGUCGCCCGCGGCGGCCUCACCUUCACCCCCACGACCCAGGACCCCAACCUACACAUCCACUCCGGCGGCCCCAAUGACCCCGACACCACCACCCCCUCGGGGCCUCCCCACUACCGCAUCCAAACCAUAACGCCCAACCCCUCUUACCUCACGCCCGCCCUCUGGAUCGAGAGCAUGAUGAACAUCCUCUCCCAACCCUCCAAAUCACUCAUCCUUCUCGAAUCCCGCAACGGGCCCCAGGAACCAGGCUUCGCCGCGCCCGAGGACGUCCUGCGGUCUGCUAUAAAUGCACUAGAGCUCAAAGAAGAGCAGACAGAGAGAGUCAUUGGCAAAAACGGAUCACUUACCGAUUACUUCUUCUCUGAGUCUCAGUCAGCAUCAUCAGAUUCAAGCUUCGAGCUUGCGUUCCGCUGGACUUCCAUGCCUGGUUGUUAUGUCGUCUUCAUGGGGCGGUUUACCCCGAAAUUUGUGACACCAGGGGGGAAGGGGAAGGAGGCGAAUAGAAUGGUGGGGAUCGUUUCGCAUAGGGGGCUUUUCCCCAUUUCUGCUGGGGAAGGUGAGGAUGAGAAUGAGAAUGACAAGAAGGAGAAAAAGGAGAAGAAGAAGAAUGUGAUUAUGGAUUCGGACUUGGAGUCGGCGCUCGGUAAGCAUGCUGAAAAGCUUGGACAAAACCCAAUGAGUGUGUUCACUGUGCUUCUUCAGCUGUGUGAGAGCCAUUUGGAUGAGGAGAUACAUGAGCUUGGGGUAAGGAUUGAGGGAACGCCAAUGGAGGAUUUUGCACUGGUUGUGAAGGAGGUGGCGCCGGAGAUUUCCGUAUGA